This is a messenger RNA of Arabidopsis arenosa, 615 nucleotides long. Lineage: Eukaryota; Viridiplantae; Streptophyta; Magnoliopsida; Brassicales; Brassicaceae. The record is from the annotation of a GenBank genome assembly.
UCUUAUUUUGUGUGUUAGUGCGUUGAGAGAGAGAUAGAAAGAAAGAGAAAGAAAUCGCCAUGGCUCAUGGGAGAUAUGAUAAUUACAAGAAGAAAAGUGGACAGAUUCCUAGGUUUGGAGAAUGGGAGGAAGCAAAUGAGAUGCCAAUAACACAAUACUUCGAGAAUCCAAGACAAGCUGGUCUGAUUCGUCACCAAUACACAACCACUUCUUCUGCUUCUUCCACUACAACUUCUUCUACAUCAUCUUCUUCUUCUGCAGAAGCCCUAAAGCUUGCUUCUCACCGUCCCCGUCCAAGACAGACGGCGGGGACGAAGGAAAAAAGAGGACCACAAAGGCGUGUGCGUGACGUCAGUGCACAGUCGGACAAGUAUUACAUUGACGUCAAUGGUGUUAAGCAGUUUAAAAACGACGUCGCUCCGAUUUCGAAGCCACCUAAGCCCGUUGAUGAAGAUCUCUACAAGAUUCCUCCUGAGUUUAUCCAUUCUUCAACAAGGAAGAGAAGGCCUAGCUUUUUCGCUUGUUUGGUUCCAUGCGCAUGAAUUGAGAAGGAAGAAUGAAGAGGAGAAAAAGAAGAAGAAAAAGUAGGAUCAUGAAUGAAUAAUGUAAUUUUUU